Messenger RNA from Penicillium cinerascens, 2173 nucleotides. Its product is annotated as B-type cyclin nimE. NCBI's taxonomy places the organism in Eukaryota, Fungi, Ascomycota, Eurotiomycetes, Eurotiales, Aspergillaceae. The coding region runs from base 302 to 1690 and encodes 462 amino acids. Gene Ontology annotation, molecular function: cyclin-dependent protein serine/threonine kinase regulator activity. The record is from RefSeq and is a predicted model, not a curated record. Gene Ontology annotation, biological process: regulation of cyclin-dependent protein serine/threonine kinase activity; G2/M transition of mitotic cell cycle. Gene Ontology annotation, cellular component: cyclin-dependent protein kinase holoenzyme complex; centrosome; nucleus. The transcript is spliced from 4 exons.
CUGGACCGUUCAAUCCCCCAUUCUCGCGCGUUUUCCCUGUGACGGACCCAGAGUCUUCACGGGUCUUCACGAUCAACAUCAUCAAAUUGCAUGCGUCGUGACUCGCGACUCAUACCCUCAGACCUCAUCCGAUCCAACUCUACAUCGGCCUCGAGGCAAGUGUAGUUCCUUGGGACUGCAUUGUCACGCGUGGUACGUGCACUUCAAUCUCGACCGUCUGGACGAGGAGAAUUACCAUUCUCUCCCUUCCUUUUCCUCUGCCGUGUCCCUCUUCCCUCUCUUCUCUUGAGUUUCUCCCACGAUGCCGCAGGUCCGUAGCCUUCGCACCCGAGGCACGAUGAAUGAGAACGACGAAAACGGACCUUCGACGCGUCUGACGCGGGCCAAGGCCGCAGCUCAGACUGACGGCCCUGCUGACGCCAUCAAGAAGCCCCUGCCGAGCAAGCGAGCCCCCGCUGCUGUCAAUGGAACCCGACGUGCUGCUCUUGGGGAUGUCAGCAAUGUGAACAAGGUCGACGCGGGUGGAGCCAAGGAUGGAAAGAAGGCCGUUGCUGGCAAGGCUGGCUUAACCUCAAAGGCCACUGUGAAGACUGGAGGUAUUCAGAAGCCCGGUCGCACCAACUCAACACGGAAGCCCCUGGGCCAUCGCGAGAUCAACGUUAAGAAGCCCGGUAGCCAAAAGCGUCCGGUCACCAAGGCCAAGGAUGAGAAGUCGCAGGAGGAGGAACCUCCUCUCAAGAAGCCCAACACCCAGAAGGUCCCCGAUGUGGUUGAUGACGAGUCGGUUGUCAAUACGAGCAUCAAGGAAGCUAUGGAGGAAGCUGUUCACGACCUGGAUACCGAGGACUUGGACGACCCGUUGAUGGCUGCCGAGUAUGUGGUGGAGAUCUUCGAUUACCUGAAGGACCUCGAAAUGGUCACGAUGCCGAACCAUCAGUACAUUGAACACCAGCCUGACUUGGAAUGGAAGAUGCGUGGUAUCCUCGUCGACUGGCUGAUUGAGGUUCACACUCGAUUCCGCCUGCUUCCCGAGACUCUGUUCCUGGCCGUCAACAUCAUCGACCGCUUCCUGUCCGCUGAGAUCGUGGCUUUGGACCGCCUGCAGCUCGUCGGCGUUACUGCCAUGUUCAUCGCUUCCAAGUAUGAGGAGGUGCUGUCCCCUCACGUUGCCAACUUCAGCCACGUUGCCGACGAGACUUUCUCCGACAAGGAGAUCCUGGAUGCCGAGCGUCACGUCCUCCAAACCCUCGAGUACAACAUGAGCUUCCCCAACCCCAUGAAUUUCCUGCGUCGUAUCUCCAAAGCCGACAACUACGAUAUCCAGACUCGCACUCUCGGCAAGUACCUGAUGGAGAUCAGCCUGCUCGACCACCGUUUCAUGAGCUAUCCCCAGAGCCACAUCGCCGCUGCUGCCAUGUACUUGGCACGCCUCAUCCUGGAGCGCGGGCCUUGGGACGCCACUCUCGCCCACUACGCUGGAUACACCGAGAAGGAAAUCGACCCCGUUUUCCGCCUAAUGAUUGACUACCUCCACCGCCCUGUGUCGCACGAGGCCUUCUUCAAGAAGUAUGCCAGCAAGAAGUUCUUGAAGGCUUCCAUCUUGACUCGCCAGUGGGCCAAGAAGUACCACAGCAUGUACAUCGACAGCUCCCUGUCGGAGCCGUACACUUACAUCAAGGAUGAACAGUAAUAAUACCAUUUACGAUGUUAUGCUAGCCCUGCGUCGACUUUUUCGCUUUCCUUCAUGACGACCCCAAGGCUCUCGCGACUAUUGAUCAGGGAGAUCGAAUUCCUCUAUUUGUUGGCAUUUCAUUGUGCUGGUAUCGAAUACCUUUUGCAUAUUCUUACGAUGACUUGAUUGAAUUUGUGCGCUUCCGCAUUUUGUCUUCUGUGAUGGGGGGUGUCUGGCGCUCAGCCCUGUGGUUUUUUCUUCCGGCUUGUGUUUUUCUUGUGCAUGGGGUUGAUACCUUUCCAUUCUCAUUCGCGGUCGUGAUACCGGCGUCGGAUUCUAUUGUUCUUCUCAUUUCCUCAUUUUUUCAGAUCGGAAUUUUACCUUAUUGCAGCCGUUGAUUUAUAUUCGUUCGGGUUACAUGCCUCACUGCGAGAGCCUUGGAAAUACGCUUUGACUUGUGCAAUCCCUUGGGCCUCAUGUCAGUGUGGAACUUGCAGAUGG